AUCGUGGGCUGCUGUUAUCCCUUCGGGACUGGACGUCAUUUCUUGUCGUCCUCUCAACUACUACAAUUUUGGUUAUUCUGUUUCGCUGUGUGAAAUAUCAAAAUGGACAACAGUACAAAAUAUGAUAAUCCAAAUCCACGAAAAACGGCAAAUCCCCUCAGCAAAUUAGUUUUUUGGUGGCUGAAGCCAUUAUUUACGUAUGGAAAAAAUAACAAUCUGAAGGUAAAAGAUUUACAUAAUAUUCUACAACCCGAUCUCAGUGAGCCCCUCGGUGAUGCUUUAGAGAAGAACUGGAAAAAAGAGUUAGACCGCGCGCGUAAAGAAGAGAGAAAUCCGAAGUUAUUCACCGCCAUAAGGAAAACGUUUUUGUGGUCGUAUAUCUAUUAUGGUGCAUGGACAUUUUUAUGUACUUCUUUGAGGGUCUUACAACCUUACGUACUUGGUCUCCUUAUCAGCCACUUCGCUCGGUUUUCACCCAUCACAACAACCGAGGCAUACAUGUAUGCCUCAGGUGUCAUAAUAAUGGCUAUUCUAAUCGCACUUAUUGAUCAUCACGUGAACAUGGGACAAUUGGAAAUGGGAAUGCGACUACGAAUUGCAGCUUCGUCGUUAGUUUACAGAAAGAUUCUUAGACUCUCCCGAUACUCAGCAAAUAAAACAGCUGGAGGUCAAAUAAUUAAUCUUCUGUCAAACGACGUGGGGAGAUUUGACUCAGUAUUCGCAUUCCUCCAUUACAUCUGGAUAAUGCCAAUUCAAGGGGCAGCAAUAGCAUAUUUGAUCUGGCAAAAUGUUCAAAUAGCGACUUUAGCUGGUAUUUUCCUCAUUACCAUCCAAACAAUACCCCUUCAAGGCUAUUUGAGCAGAUUAACACUGAAACUGCGGGGAAAGAUAGCAGUCCGCACUGACGAACGCGUGCGCUUAAUGAGUGAAAUAAUCACUGGUAUCCAAGUGAUAAAAAUGUACACAUGGGAGAAACCUUUUCAAGAACUCGUGUCAUUUGCUAGAAAAAAAGAAAUUGACGUUCUGACUGUGAUAUCUUAUCUACGAGGCUUCAACCGAGCAACAUUUGUUUUCACUGAGCGUACGACCCUCUACUUCACAGUGAUGGCAUACGUCCUUCUCGGAAACACAAUAUCAGCUGAUAAAGUCUUCUCAAUGGCGCAGUAUUACAACCGCUUGCAGUGUACAAUGGCAAUUUACUUCCCAUUAGCUAUAACAUUUGCAUCUGAGGCUGCUGUUACGAUUAAACGUCUUCAAAAUUUCUUACUACUCGAAGAGAAUCAUCCACUUGCAAUCGAAACAUCACCAAUUGAAACAACGUCAAUAAAGAUGAAAGAGGUCACCGCCUCUUGGAACGAAGAUUCAAUUGUUAACACACUCCACAAUAUAAAUGUAACAGUGACGUGCGGGACACUGACUGCAGUAGUCGGCCCAGUUGGCUCCGGCAAAAGUUCUUUAUUGCAAUUAAUUCUCGGCGAACUACAUGCGAGUCAUGGCCAUGUUUCAGUCGGGGGAUCAGUGUCCUAUGCCAGUCAGGAGCCCUGGUUAUUUGCCGGAAGUGUGAGAAAUAAUAUAGUCUUUGGCCAGCCCUAUGAUGAAUUGAGAUAUCGUCAAGUGGUGCGUGCUUGCUCCUUGCUUAAGGACUUUGUCCAAUUACCGCAAGGUGAUAAAACGCUUGUUGGAGAGCGUGGUACAUCCCUCAGUGGUGGACAACGUGCACGAAUCAAUCUCGCUCGAGCGGUUUAUCGAAAGGCUGAUAUCUAUCUUUUUGAUGAUCCCUUGUCAGCUGUUGAUACACAUGUGGGUAGAAGUUUGUUCGAGGGAUGCUUCAAGGAAUAUUUAGCCAAUAAAACAAGAAUUUUAGUUACUCAUCAGGUGCAGUUUCUCAAGGAUGUUGAUGCUAUUAUUCUGCUGAACAAUGGAGUAAUUGAAAAACAGGGGAGUUACCAAGAUUUUCAACAAAAUGACUUCAAACUGUUGGAUGAUCCUGAAUCCAAUGAAGAAGAGGAAAAACAAGUGGGCGAUGGAGAGUUGAGUCCAGUGUCGGAACUGUCUUACUUCUCAGGUGGAAACGAUGAACCUGAAAAGGAGCCUGAGGAGACUGAAGAGUUGAUGGCUAACGGGGAGGUAUCGUCUUCAUUGUUCUGGCAGUAUUUCAGAGCUGGUGGCAGUUAUUUUGUUCUCUGUGUCUUCUUUUUGCUCAUGAUUUUGGGGCAGUUAGGAAGCAGCGGCUCUGAUUACUGGGUCGCUUAUUGGACCAAUCAGGAGGAAUUGAAAAGUACUUUGAUGAAUUAUUCCUCAAAGAUUGAUGGAAAAGAUGGAUUUAGUAUGGUUAAUGGUACACUAGGUGCAAGGUAUAAUAUGAGUAAUUGGGAAAUUCCAUCCGAUGUAAUAGCAAACUCAACAUUUCCUGAAUACCCCGAGCAUUAUUAUGACAGAGAUACAGCGCUUUGGAUCUAUGGGGUCUUCAUAGCUGGAUGUGUCAUCUUUACCACAGCGAGAAACGUAAUGUUCUACAAAAUUUGUAUGAAUGCGAGUAAAAACCUCCACAACCUUAUGUUCUCGUGCUUGCUCAAGGCUCCAAUGAGAUUCUUCAAUACUAAUCCCUCAGGUCGUAUUCUCAACCGAUUUGCUAAAGACAUUGGCUGUGUUGAUGAGCUUCUCCCAAUGGCCCUAAUAGACGCAAUCCAGAUAUUCGCUGUAAUGGUUGGAAUCUUAGCUCAAGUUCUCAUCAUCAAUUGGUGGACAAUAUUUCCAAUGAUAAUAAUGGGCUUCUUCUACUGGAAAAUAAGAACGCUAUACUUGGCAACUGCGCAGGAUAUAAAACGAUUGGAAGGCAUCACAAAGAGUCCGGUGUAUUCGCACGUUAAUGCAUCAUUGGCGGGACUGGCGACAAUUCGAUCCGCUAAGGGACAGGAAAUGUUGAAAAAGGAAUUCGAUUGUCAUCAGGACGUUCAUACCGCUGCUAACUCACUGCUGAUCUCAACAAGUACGGCUUUUGGACUUUGGCUAGAUGCAGUCACCGUCGCUUUCGUUGCGUUUAUUACUUACAGCUUCAUUGUUCUAAAGAACGAAGGAACAUUUGCUGGAAAUGUUGGUCUGGCUAUAUCACAAAUUUUGAUUCUUUGUGGCAUGCUUCAACAUGGAAUGCGUCAGACCGCAGAAAUGGUUGCACAGAUGACGUCAGUUGAGCGAGUACUACAAUUCACCCAGCUGGAUAAGGAAGGUCCAUUUGAGAGUGAAAUUAAUUCAAAACCUUCCUCAAAUUGGCCGACUCAAGGACACAUUAAAUUUGAUCACGUUUACUUGAGAUAUUCAGAGCAAGACCCACCUGUUCUUAAGGAUUUGAAUAUCGUUAUUGAGCCUGGCAUGAAGGUGGGAAUUGUAGGUCGCACUGGAGCAGGAAAAUCUUCGCUCAUCUCUGCGCUCUUCAACCUAGCAAAACUCGAAGGGAUCAUUUACAUCGACAGAAUCGAUACCAAAAGCAUCGGCCUACAUGACUUAAGGAGUAUUAUCUCUAUCAUACCUCAGGAACCAAUGCUAUUUUCAGCUACACUCCGUGACAAUCUUGAUCCCUUCCACCAGUUCAAGGACGAUGCGCUCUGGGCUGCAUUGGAAGAAGUGGAGCUGAAGAGUAGCUGUCAAUCCCUGGAUGAUGUAGUUACUCAAGGAGGGACCAAUUUCAGUGCUGGUCAACGCCAACUGCUCUGCCUAGCCCGAGCCAUUGCCAGAAAUAAUAAAAUUCUCGUGCUAGACGAGGCAACAGCCAAUGUUGAUCCAGCCACUGAUACCCUCAUCCAGCGAACAAUUCGCGAAAAAUUCAGAGACUGCACAGUUUUAACAAUUGCACAUAGACUGAAUACCGUUAUGGACAGUGAUAAAAUUCUCGUAAUGGAACACGGCCAAGCUGUGGAAUUUGAUAGGCCUCAUAUAUUGUUACAAAAGAACGAUGGAUACUUAACAAAAAUGGCUAAUGAGACUGGUGCCUCAAUGAGUAAUAAUCUGAAGAGAAUAGCUGAAAAAACUUAUAAUCAAAAGCAUUCUAAACUUAAUGAUGAGGAUGCUUCGCAGAAUCAACCCAAUGGUGUCUGUAAAACUUAAUUUUAAUGAUUCUGGAAAGUACUGAAUAUCCAAUGAAAGGGAAGCAUAUUCAUAAGAAUUUUUUGAUUUGCUACACAACCAUGACAUUUGUGGCUGGACUACUUAAGCAAUUACUCUAAAAAGACAAUAACACGAAGGCAUCACUAUUAUUAUUUUAUUCAAAUACAAUGAAAGGAAUAUGCAUUAUAUAUACCAUGAA
Messenger RNA from Diachasma alloeum, 4300 nucleotides. Its product is annotated as multidrug resistance-associated protein 4. NCBI's taxonomy places the organism in Eukaryota, Metazoa, Arthropoda, Insecta, Hymenoptera, Braconidae. Gene Ontology annotation, cellular component: membrane. Gene Ontology annotation, molecular function: ATP binding; ATP hydrolysis activity; ABC-type transporter activity. The record is from RefSeq and is a predicted model, not a curated record. Bases 103 to 4101 code for a protein of 1332 amino acids. Gene Ontology annotation, biological process: transmembrane transport. The transcript has 8 exons.